AUAUCCUCCCUCUUUCUCUGUUUACUCAUUUGACGACUUCAGGCUCCGACGGCAUGUUGAAUUUACUUUUACUAAGCCUAAGCGUGUGCCUCUUGUAUGUCUUCAUAACUGCAUUUUGGAAUUUGUACAUACAUCCCUUGCAUCAUAUUCCCGGGCCGAGACAAUGGAUUGCCUUCCCCAUCCUACGACACCUCUCGGCCAUUCGAGGCACGCUGGAUAGUGAUCUGCGUCGAUGGCAUUUCAGAUACGGCAGCGCCGUGCGCUUUGGACCUGAUGAGGCCUCAUUCAUCACAGCUGAGGCUUGGAAGGAUAUAUAUGGAUCCACCCGCCCACAAUUGCCAAGGGUUAUAUCUUCCGGCAGCAAUACAUCCGACAUCAUCAAUGCCAACGACGCAAACCAUGCGAGAUAUCGUAAAGCUUUGGCCCAUGCAUUUUCCACCAAUGGAGUGCGAGACCAAGAGCCUCUUGUCAUCGAUUAUAUUGUUAAGCUCGUUGGGCGCCUCAAAGAAGUCGCUGAAUCAAAAUUGCCAACGGACAUGGUCAAGUGGUAUAAAUUGACAACAUUCGACAUGAUUGGUGAUCUUGCGUUUGGAGAACACUUUGGUGGUCUUGAGAAGUCCGAGUACCAUCACUGGGUAGCCACAGUCGGUAGAUUUACCAGAAUUAUUCCUUUUUUGAAGAUUAUGGAUGCAUAUCCAGUCUUGUUCAAAGUUUUCCUUGCUGUGAUGCCACAAUCAUUCUGGAAAGCACAAGCCGAGCAAGCUGAAUACACCAAAUUGACAGUCCAAAAGCGCCUCAACUCCUCAAUCGCCCAGGAUCGGCCUGAUUUCAUGGACUCGAUGCUACGACAUCGCAACGAGAAGGAUAAACUGUCUGAGCAUGAAUUGGAGUCUAAUGCCAGUGUCCUUGUCCUUGCUGGUAGUGAGACCCCAGCAGACCUAUUAUCUGGCGUAACAUACUGGUUGUUGAAGACCCCCGAGGCGUUAGAAAAGGCGACCGGGGAGGUCCGAUCACUCAUGAAAGCCGAAUCUGAGAUCACCUUCAGUAGUGUCGAGGCACGCCUUCCCUACUUGCUGGCUUGUGUAAAUGAGGGAUUGCGGCUGUAUCCAUCUCUGCCUGGGGAAUUACAACGCAUGAGUCCCGAUACGCCAAUGAAAAUCUCAGGCUAUGACAUUCCGCCCAGAUACGCCGCGUACUCUUCGCCUACGAACUUCCAUGAUCCAGACCGCUUUAUCCCCGAACGCUGGCUACCUGAAGCUAAGACAAACCCGAGUUCGCCAUAUUUAUUCGAUAAUCGAGAAGUUUUCCAGCCAUUUUCUGUGGGACCACGUGGCUGUAUUGGUAAAAGUUUGGCAUACCCUUUGAUGCGCACCAUAAUUGCACGAGUGUUAUGGAACUUUGACUUCGAUCUCUGCGAGGAGAGUCGAAGCUGGCACAUUCAAAAAACCUUUGGCUUGUGGGAAAAGCCACCCUUGAUAUGCAAAUUGACCCAAAGAAGACAAUCGUGA
Penicillium canescens is the source of this 1508-nucleotide messenger RNA. RefSeq names its product cytochrome P450. The transcript has 2 exons. The coding region runs from base 54 to 1508 and encodes 484 amino acids. Lineage: Eukaryota; Fungi; Ascomycota; Eurotiomycetes; Eurotiales; Aspergillaceae. The record is from RefSeq and is a predicted model, not a curated record. Gene Ontology annotation, molecular function: oxidoreductase activity, acting on paired donors, with incorporation or reduction of molecular oxygen; heme binding; monooxygenase activity.